UAACACGUUUACGACUUGUUUUUAUGCAUAAUAUUUUUGAAUUUGAUUUUGUCUUCUGUGACAUAAUCCCUUAGAGAGGUGAUAAGACUUUUGACAUUGCAUUCCUUCAGUUUUCUAAAACAUAUGGGAACGUAAAGAAGGCGAGAGAGAAACGUAUUAUACUCAGGAAAAUACUACAGGAAGUGCCUGUUUGCUGACAUCCUGCUGGCAACUAUUAUGAGCAACAAUCCCAACAGUAAUCAGAAGUCACAAGCCUUGGCGCCUGGCAGUAUUCUAACCGUCAACACAACUCGCACUCGGGGAACCAAGUUUUUGCUGAACCAGAUGCUCCUUGAAAAGCAACAGAAGGAGCAGCACAAUAGCCAGGCCACACCCCCAGGCUCAAGGAUAUCAACCCCAGUGUAUGCUUGUAGUCCAGUAACACGGUUCAUUAAAAUUGUGCCACCUGUAAAUCCCCCAGAGAAUUGUAACAUUGCCUUACCCAAGAAGAAAAAGAGGAAGAAAGCCAUCACGCUCACCCAGCACCUUGUGGAGAUUGAUCCCGUGCAGAACAGGGAAGACCCGGAGACGGAUCCCCUGCCGAGCAAAGAACCACUGGCGGAGGAGGUCGUAGAGAAGGAGAAUUCUGAAGAACUCAACAAUUCCAUUCUGUUACCAUUUGGCCGGAAAAAAAAAAGGAAGAGGAAACGCAAGAAGAAAGACUGUGCCCUGGAGUCACCCACAGGGGAUGAAGCCUAUGAAGUCAACAUGGAUGAAUCUAGAGAUAUUAUAGCAGUAGACUUGGAGGGAGAAGAAGGGGAGGAUGCUCCUGAGAAGCACACGGAGAACAUAAGAGUGCCCCUAUACUAUGAAUCCAAAGACACAAAAGGGAAAAACAAAAGUACAAAAAAUAUUCUCCAAAGUCAGGUCCAUCAUAACAUACCUACUAAUAAAUCACAUUCCUCUUAUAGUCCUAAGAAUAUUACACCUAGUCUCCCACAGGCUUCCACAACUAAGGCUGUGCCUCUCACUCAGGUGGACUCUAGUUUGAGUUCCCAAAAUUCCUCCGAAAUACAGUCCACUUCAUCUCCAAGCAGCAUAGUCUUGUCUUCGGACACCCCACCCCCUGAGGUCACAAAAGGAAGCAGUGGCACCUCAGAGCUAUCCACUGGCACUCAAACACAAGCCAUUUUCCAGAACAAAGAAUAUCAAGGGCAUGGCUCAGCGCAGAAGAGAGGCACUGAUGUUCCCUCCCUUCCAAGUCCAGAGGUCUUGGUGUAUUGCUCUGGUAGUGAGUCAGAUAACCCUGAACACGGAUCAUCAGCAAAAACCUCUAAACAUAUUCCAGAAAGAAAAAGAACUGCCACAAGAAAGGAGAGCAAGAAAUCACCAAAAAGAAGAAAAGAAGCUACAAAUGAUGAAGUGCAAAAUGUGAUAACUGUAAAUAUAGAUGAGUCCUCACCUGAGGAACAGCAUCAAAAAGAUUUAGCAUCACUAAAUACUAAGUCAGUAGCACCUGUAGACAAAAAUACACUUACAAGAAAAAUAACCACCAGUCAGGCUAGAACAGUAGUGGACACCAACACACCCAAGAUGAAACCAGAGUCCAGUGUGUGGAUACAGAAGGCAACCAGAUCAGAUUUAAUGACUCCAUCACAUAUGUCUCAGCCUUUUCCAGAGAUUUCUCCAUGCAGUGAAGCAGAAUGCUCUCCACUUCUGCCUGCAUCUCAGAGCAGUGCCUUCCAGACACCAAGAAAUAGAGGAAAAUUAACCAAACUCAGCCUAAGUCAGAGGAAGAAGAUUCCCGAUAUUUUGUCACAGGAUAGUGGAAGCCCAGCUCUAGCAAAGGUCAAAAGAAAACUUGAUUGCCCUACACCGCAUAAUAUCUCUGAAGGUUUUAUGCCCUCUUGCUCCCCUGAAUCAGAAAACAGUGAGGUUGGCCAGUCUGUCGGAAGUAAAAAGUUACGUGUCAGAUUCUGGGAAAAAGAUGAUGACGACAACGAAGACGUGUGCGUGCUGAAGUUACAACAUGCUGAGCCUCCUGCAGUAGAUGAUGUGUCCUCCAUGUCUCUCUUAGGAACAGUCCCAGAAACCAGCCAUGAAAAGAGCCCUGUUGCGACAACCACAGUUCCCAAGACUUUCCAGCCUAGACAUACAUCUACACAGAUAGAAAGACAAAAGAAGAAAAUUGCCCAAGAAGCUCAUAAAGGGAAAGAGACAGUCAAAGUGAAAGAAACGCAUCCUCGCAACAUCAUUCCUGAAACGUCCGAGUCAUCAGAACAAGCAAGCUCCUCCUCGUCACUCGCAGAAAUGCCUAAGAUAACUCCUGAUGCAAGAAAGAGCAAGAAGGAGGAAACCAGGAACAUCAGGCUCAGGUCUGACUCCAUAAAAGAAAGAGUUUGUGCCAAGGAGAAAGCAGAAAAGAAAGGCUCUGAGAGUGCAUGUCUCGAGGGAGAUUCCCAGAGCAAGAACUCAUCGGAGUCCUCUGAGCUCUCCAGAACCUCCGAGAAUCCAUCAACAGACUCUUCGGCCAGCACAGAGAUGCUCCGUCCUGUUGGCAAGACAUGCUUGCAGAGCAUUGUUUAUGUUCUGCAGACCCACUUCGGAGGUACGCUGACGGAGAGCUUUAACGUGUUACACCGCAAUAGCUUCAACCUGCUCACGUCAAUCAUGGAGCUUCAGACCUUGCAUCCCGAGGUGGAAGAUGCCCUCUAUGGGGACGAGGAAGAGGAAGAGGAAGAUUUGAACUGAGGAUGUGGAAUGGGGUAUUGGGUUAUACUGUUAUAAAAGGUGCAAUUAAAAAGGCACUCCUAAUUCCUGGGCAUUUUUUAUUUAGACACAUUUGAGACCUUACUGGGGUUUGGGAUAUUUUUGUCUCUAUAAUGGUCUGUAUUGCUUUGAAAUAUAAAGUUUUGCUUUCUUAAAUUUGUGAAAUAUAAUUGUUAGUGAAUAAUUCAAUAUUAAAGAUGAAACGAAAUAUAUCAAAUCAGCAGGAAGAGAUGAUCAGCAUCAUGUAUAUGUACUUUACAUUGAAUUAUUUAUUGAUAUUAUAUUGUGUAAUGAUUUAGAGUGGUACAUACAGUGAAAGGAAAUUAAUGAGAUGUUAAGAUAUUUGUCAAUUUAUUGCUGUGUGAUAUUAGUGAUUUCAAAAGUAAAAAAACAAGCGUUGAAAAUGUUUUAUAGAGCAAGCAUUUCAUAAUUAAGUUUUGUAUCAUUAUGGAUAUUUUUACCAAUACACUCGCUCCUAACUGGAGAUACCUUUUACAUUCCUUCCCUGUAAACAUGACUUUCUCUUGUUUAACUGAUAUUGAUUUAAUUUCAUUUCUUUUUGCCUUCAAUUUAUAUAUAUAUUGUAUUUACAUGCUGGCAUGUAAGAAAGUGUAUUUAUUAUUAUUUUUUUUAUUCUGAAUGAGACAAACUUCAUUCUUCUGCAUUAGCCAGUGAUAUGAAAUACAAAAGCUCAAAAGACACAUUAAAUAUCAUAUAGUCAAUGUAAACGAAGAGUAAUUUAGGUUAUUUUCAACAUCACAAUCAAUAGAUCAUUUUUAUUAUAGCAGUUAGUGAGUCUGAAUGCUUUUCGUGGCUGGUUUCACAAAAGUCAUAUUGGUCUUUGAUUAAGAUAAUUGCCUUAGUGAACACUACAGGUUUUUAACCUAUUGCUUCUGGGGACGUGUGAUAUCUAUUUUUUUGUUCCUUUUGUAAAAUGGAUUUACACAUGAUGGCAUCAGUUAGUUAGUAGGCCUAUGUGCCCUCGCCUGAUUUCCCAUCCUUCUUAAAAUCAAGGUAAAGAGUUAACAGGUGAGAUAGGAAGGACUAGUAACUCUCCAUGGUAACUAAGCACUUCUCUAGCCUUCUCCUGAGUGGCAGUGGGUCAAGAAUGAACUGAACAUAGUGUACUAAAUUAUGGUAACUUUCUUGGAGUGAAGUUUGCAAGGUCUAUGCUUUUGGAUUAAGGUGUAUCCAAGGUGAGGGAAGUAUGAGUGCUAGAUUGUAUUAAAUACUUUGUUUUCUAAAGACUCAAAUUAUGAAUUCUUAUUAUAGCUAUUAUAUAUUUUUGGCCUUGUUUACCUGUAUAUUUGUGUUUGUCUUCCUACCAGUGGAUUUUAUUUUUGUUACUGAUGUAUAGUAAUUUAGUGGGUGUAUGCUGCCCAGAUAACAGACCAUGAACUUUAUUUUAUUCUUAUUAUGCAGUAUUGUAACAUUGCUCUUAUGUUGUUAGUGGGUUUGUCAUUUGUGUGUAUUAAAGAUCAUAUUUUUCUGAUUACAAUUUUUUUUCUAAUCUAAUUUAUUUACUAAUUUAUUAACUUGUAUUUAUUUCCUUAACUCUUCCCAUUACAUGCACUGGAAGGUUCAAUCUUAUAUAUCUUGUUAUAGUUUGGUUGUUAUUUAACACUAUCAUCCAAGUAUGCUUUCUUUUCCCAUCUAAGAUAAUACUUUUCUUUUUUGACUUAAGCCUUGUGGCACUACCAAAUGUCUCGGUUAAUUUCUCUAUGCAAUCACUGCACUAUGCAAUUAUCAGUCAUGUGAAUUAUUGUUUUAUUUUAUUGUUUUAUUGUUUUAUUAUGAUGAUGAAGCAUUCAUCUUCAUUGUCAUAUUUUUUGUGUUUAUGAUUCCAUGUAUACAGUUAUACCAUUAAUGUUAUUGUUAUUGAGUUAUUAAUAUUAAUUUGCUAUUUGUCUUUUUUUUAAGUUUUACAUUGCUGUGAAAAUAUAACUAAAGAUUUUUUUUUUUUUUUUAUUAGUUUGCUUUUAAAAAAUGUCAUGCUGAUUUUUUUCUUUACUUAUCUUUCCUCUGAAUGUGUGUGUGUGUGUGUGUGUUU
Molecule: messenger RNA, 4798 nt
Organism: Penaeus indicus
Lineage: Eukaryota; Metazoa; Arthropoda; Malacostraca; Decapoda; Penaeidae
Exons: 5
Coding region: 217-2730 (837 amino acids)
Source: RefSeq, a predicted model, not a curated record